Messenger RNA from Styela clava, 894 nucleotides. Its product is annotated as putative methyltransferase DDB_G0268948. The record is from RefSeq and is a predicted model, not a curated record. Gene Ontology annotation, molecular function: S-adenosylmethionine-dependent methyltransferase activity. NCBI's taxonomy places the organism in Eukaryota, Metazoa, Chordata, Ascidiacea, Stolidobranchia, Styelidae.
AUGAAUCACGGAAACGGAAUGCCGGGGUUAUUUGAUACUGAGCUGAUUCGGGUAUAUGAAGACGAGAAUUUGGCAAAGAUUUAUGGGAAAUAUAGAUUACCAUAUUGUUCGUCCGUACCGAAAGAAAUAAUGCAGUUUAUGAGAGAAAAAAGUCCUGCGAAUAACCAAGAUGGGAGAUAUGCGCGAAUGCUUGAUGUCGGCUGUGGAUGUGGAACAUUAUCAACACAAAUGUUCUCUAAAUAUUUCCAAUCCAUUUUGGGUGUCGAUAUCAGCGAAGCCAAAAUCAGGCAAGCAAAAUUAUUAAACAAAUCCGAAAACAUCACUUUCGAGGUUAUCCACAGCCACAAGUUUCCAGUAGAAGAUAAUAGCAUUGAUCUCAUCACGAGUGGAACAUCCAUUCAUUUUCUUGAUAUAAAGGAAUUUGAAAAAGAAUGUCAGAGAGUUUUAAAACCUGGUGGAAUCUGUGCUGCGUUUGCCCUUAAUUCUCGAAGGGCGAGGUCGAUCAACAUCCACGAAAACGAUUCGUCCUGCAUAUCUUUGGAGCCUAUGAUUGAUCAAUUUUUUGUCGAUAUCGAAGCCCAUCCGUGUAAUUUUGAAUCACUUGACGGAAAUCGACCGAUUUUUGAUCGAAUACAAAAUCCAUCUAAAAGAUGGCUAAAAGAAAUCGUGAGCGAAAAAGAGCUGUCUCUGCAAAAAAUCAAAGAUACGUUUCAAACUACUGGAGAAUACGUUAUGAUGAAGAAACGGAAACCAACUGUUGAUCCUCUUGAAAGACUUGCACAAAAUAUCAAGAAAGGUCUUCAGUUGGAUCAGGCACUUGUCGACGAAGAUAUAAUGCUGAGUGUUGAGUUAGUUAUGUCCACCUUCGUAUUCAUAAAGGACUAUUUGAAUUGA